Molecule: messenger RNA, 1560 nt
Organism: Acinonyx jubatus (cheetah)
Lineage: Eukaryota; Metazoa; Chordata; Mammalia; Carnivora; Felidae
Gene: UCK1
Product: uridine-cytidine kinase 1
Exons: 8
Coding region: 118-1059 (313 amino acids)
Cellular component (GO): cytosol; cytoplasm
Molecular function (GO): kinase activity; ATP binding
Source: RefSeq, a predicted model, not a curated record
CCCGGGGGUGGGGCGGGGGGGGGGGGCGUCUCCGACCUUCUAGCGGGGGCGAGCAGACGGGCUGGUUCCGGGAGGCGCCGGGAGCGAGGACCCCGAUGCCGGCCAGCGGAGCCCGCGAUGGCUUCCGCUGGAGGCGGCGACUGCGAGGGCGCCGCGCCGGAGGCGGACCGCCCUCACCAGCGGCCCUUCCUGAUCGGGGUGAGCGGCGGCACCGCGAGCGGGAAGUCCACUGUGUGUGAGAAGAUCAUGGAGCUGCUGGGCCAGAACGAAGUGGACCACCGGCAGCGGAAGCUGGUCAUCCUGAGCCAAGAUAGGUUCUACAAGGUCCUGACUGCAGAGCAGAAAGCCAAGGCAUUGAAGGGCCAGUACAAUUUCGACCACCCAGAUGCUUUUGAUAACGAUUUGAUGCACAGGACUCUGAAAAACAUCGUGGAGGGCAAAACCGUCGAGGUCCCAACCUAUGAUUUUGUGACCCACUCCAGGUUACCGGAGACCACGGUGGUCUACCCUGCAGAUGUGGUCCUGUUUGAGGGCAUCUUGGUGUUCUACAGCCAGGAGGUCCGCGACAUGUUUCACCUGCGCCUCUUCGUGGACACGGACUCCGACGUCAGGCUGUCGCGAAGAGUUCUUCGGGACGUGCACCGCGGGAGGGAUCUGGAGCAGAUUCUGACCCAGUACACCACCUUCGUGAAGCCGGCCUUCGAGGAGUUCUGCCUGCCGGCACCUCUGGUCUCACACUCCCUGCUUUGCUGGCCCCUCUCACAACGGGAAACGCCACGAAGGCAGGGACGUGUUUGCUCGCGGCCCAAACGGACACAGAUCUGGCACACCACGAAGAAGUAUGCCGACGUGAUCAUCCCCCGAGGGGUGGACAACAUGGUGGCCAUCAACCUGAUUGUGCAGCACAUCCAGGACAUCCUGAGCGGCGACAUCUGCAAGUGGCACCGAGGGUCCAAUGGGCGGAGCUACAAGAGGACGUUUCCCGAGCCGGGAGACCAUCCCGCAGUGCUGACCUCCGGCAAGCGAUCGCACUUGGAGUCCAGCAGCAGACCCCACUGAGCGGCGGGGUGCCCGGCCGCCCGGGCAGGCCCCCUGCCCCCACCCCGACAGACCGUUCCGGCUGUGUCCAGAGAUGCCCGCCCCCCCCCCCCACCCCGUGGACGCAGCUGCUGCUUCCUCUCUGCGUCUCACGGUACAGACGUGGGGUGGGGGUGGAGCGCGAGGAUCACGGGGUUCCUCCCUGUUGUGGGCAGACCUGCACCUGUGACACGCAGCCCCCCGGGAUGGCGGCAGGCCCUCCUGCUGCCUUCACCUGCUUCCUCACGUUCAGGAAGCUUCGAGUCCAUCUUUAAGUUACUGAGAAGCGUGCCACAGAACGUGUGGCGAGCAAGUCACGUAUUUCGGGAGCAUUGAGCAGCCCGCCUGGACGCCGUGGCUGUCCCGGUGUGUUCGACGGGAACCCACAGCGUGAGGGACUCUGUCCAGGACGGUCUGGUUCCCACACAACGUGUGACCGAAACAUAGGUUUGGAGAGGGAGCGUUUCCCCUUUUUACGUGUUA